Messenger RNA from Nematostella vectensis (starlet sea anemone), 1750 nucleotides. Its product is annotated as G-protein coupled receptor 157. The record is from RefSeq and is a predicted model, not a curated record. The coding region runs from base 194 to 1297 and encodes 367 amino acids. The transcript has 3 exons. Gene Ontology annotation, cellular component: plasma membrane. NCBI's taxonomy places the organism in Eukaryota, Metazoa, Cnidaria, Anthozoa, Actiniaria, Edwardsiidae. Gene Ontology annotation, molecular function: G protein-coupled receptor activity; cAMP binding. Gene Ontology annotation, biological process: cell surface receptor signaling pathway; adenylate cyclase-activating G protein-coupled receptor signaling pathway.
UCUGGAACCAGGGUACGACAAUCGGCUUCUCGUGUGCUCUCGAGGGCUCAGAUUACGGGCUCAGAUUACGUCACGCUCAGACGAGUUUCGAUAUUAUUUCCGGUGUGGUUUCGUAGAAAUGCAGUAGAAAUCCUUCAUUUACAAAAAGCGUAAAAACUUAUAAGAUAAGAUCGGUACCUAAAGAAGCUUCAGAAUGGAUUUUCCCAGUCAAGGAUCCGACCAGGAUCAGCACACAGCAAAUAGCAUAGCAGCUAGAGUUCUUACUUCCAUAUCGGCUUCACUUUCCAUGUUUGGCGCUCUGGUGAUUAUUCUUACGUAUUUUGCGUGGAAAGACAUCAGAACUGUCUCCAGGCAAAUCCUUGUCUUCAUAUCUAUCGCUGACUUUCUAACAGCUUUCGGUAAUAUGAUGUCUGCUUUAUGGCGCGAAAGAAGUGAUUCUGACACCCCUUGCGUAGUGCAAAGCUUCAUCACGACUUGCUCAAGUCUUUGGUCAUUCUUCUGGACGACAUUUCUUGCUCUGUUUCUUAACGUUAUGAUUGUCAAACGCAGACCAGUGCUUGCAGAAAAAGCGAUGUUUUUGUUCCACUUAUUCGCGUGGGGACUACCCCUUGUAAUUACCAUCACUGCCGCGACUUGGAAAGGAAACAAAAUCAAUGGUACUAGUUACAGGGGGGUGCUUGGAAACUCCAAGGAUCAAGGUUCGGCCGGGUGGUGUUGGAUACGGCAUGACUUACCGAAGAAAGAGAUUGUCACAUGGAUGCUAGUCACUGGAAAAGCUUGGGAAAUUGCUGCGUAUAUUUUGAUAACAUUACUUUAUUUUAUACUCAAAUACUACAUCCAUCAGGAGGUCUACCACAGGAGUCAGCAUUUCACCCCUGAAAGUUAUUUGGAAGCUGCUAUGAGGGCCGACCGGAAGUUAACAUUCGUCCCAGUAAUUUUUUUAUUACUUCGCAUAUGGGGAACAACACGGUUUUUGCUGUACGCAUUUGGGGAUACCACGCAUAACGAGACAUGGAUGGUGUACCUACAGGGUAUUGGAGACAGUGGACAAGGCUUUGCAAACUUUCUUCUCUUUUGCUGUCUGACAGAAAGGUUCAAAACCAGGCUAUGGAAAGCCUUUAUGAUAUGGUUUGAAUGUUGUAGAAGGUGGAAAUCUCCAGGAGAGACAUCAAGUCAUACAGUCUACCGCAACAAAGGUGUGCAUAAAGGGCUAGAGAGGAAGGUCAAUGAUGAAAGAUCACCAUUACUAGCAAGCAUGGAAAACCAUCCCCCAAACAUACUGAGGGACAAUAACUGAGAUCUUAUGAUUGAUUGAAACAGGGAAUUCAAUUACAAGGAUUCAAGCUAUUAUUUGAAAUGUUAUGUUAUCAGUGGUGAAGCCAUAAGCCAUCCUUUAAGUAUAAAGGAUUUUUAGAUAGUUUACACCCUUUUCUAUCUAUCCUGUAGUAACAGAUUGUUGGUUGAAUCAUGAGCCACAUCCUUGGUACAUAAUAAUAGCCAUUAAUAAUAAGGGCCAUUUGUAAAGCUUUAGGCAGUGUAGCUGUUGAACAUACCUAAUUGGUGUUUAUUUUAAACAGUAUGUUAGACUAAACAAUGUUGAAUAUUAAAUGUAAGUGAAAUACAUAGGUGGAUGGUCAUCAAAAUGACAGCAUUUAAAUGUUUAAAUUGAAAAAAACAUUUGAAUAUCCUUGUAAUUAAGCAUGUAAACAUUUUAGUGAAAACAAAUUGAAUGGAUUUUUAAACUGUUAAA